This is a messenger RNA of Pollicipes pollicipes, 632 nucleotides long. Its product is annotated as fork head domain-containing protein FD4-like. The coding region runs from base 69 to 632 and encodes 187 amino acids. Gene Ontology annotation, biological process: anatomical structure morphogenesis; cell differentiation; regulation of transcription by RNA polymerase II. The transcript is spliced from 2 exons. NCBI's taxonomy places the organism in Eukaryota, Metazoa, Arthropoda, Thecostraca, Pollicipedomorpha, Pollicipedidae. Gene Ontology annotation, molecular function: RNA polymerase II cis-regulatory region sequence-specific DNA binding; DNA-binding transcription factor activity, RNA polymerase II-specific. The record is from RefSeq and is a predicted model, not a curated record.
GCCGCGCUGCCGCCGCCGACCCGUGUUCCGCUGCGUGAGGCGCCGCCGCCGUCGCCGCUGCUGCCGUCAUGCCCAGACCGACGCGCGAGUCCUACGGCGACCAGAAGCCGCCCUACUCCUACAUCUCGCUGACGGCGAUGGCCAUCGCCAGCAGCGCCGAGCGCAUGCUGCCCCUCUCCAGCAUCUACCAGUUCAUCAUGGACCACUUCCCGUACUACCGGCAAAACGCCACCAAGUGGCAGAACUCGCUGCGCCACAACCUCAGCUACAACGACUGCUUCGUCAAAGUCCCGCGCCGGCCCGACCAGCCGGGCAAGGGCGCCUUCUGGACGCUGCACCCGAAGGCGCAGACCAUGUUCGAGAACGGCUCGAUGCUGCGCCGCCGCAAGCGCUUCAAGCUGACCGAGGACGAGAAGGAGAUGGUGCGUGCCGUGCUGGCGGCGCAGGCGGCGCCGUGCAGGCCGUCGCCGUACCCGCGGCCGUACCCGGCGGCGUGCUCGCCCUGGCCGGCGGCCGGCCGCGCGCGCCAAUCCUUCAGCGUCGAGAGUCUGGCGCAGUCGGACCUCUCGCCCGGCGCCGUCUCGUCCCACUCCGAGUGCGAGUCGGCCUCGGACGGCGAGAGGAGCUGCUGA